Messenger RNA from Sapajus apella (tufted capuchin), 4181 nucleotides. RefSeq names its product odd-skipped related transciption factor 2 (gene OSR2). Gene Ontology annotation, biological process: embryo development; urogenital system development; regulation of transcription by RNA polymerase II. The record is from RefSeq and is a predicted model, not a curated record. The coding region runs from base 2847 to 3785 and encodes 312 amino acids. Gene Ontology annotation, molecular function: RNA polymerase II transcription regulatory region sequence-specific DNA binding; DNA-binding transcription factor activity, RNA polymerase II-specific. The transcript has 4 exons. NCBI's taxonomy places the organism in Eukaryota, Metazoa, Chordata, Mammalia, Primates, Cebidae. Gene Ontology annotation, cellular component: nucleus.
GGGCGGGGAACCUGGCGGGUGUCCUGCUCUUGGGUGGGCCCCGCAGUGCCUGCGCCCUAGGCGCCGGCCGGGACGAGGGGCUGGCUGGGUCUGAGCCCGGAGAAACGCAAGGGCCUGCCCGGGGUGGGCGCGGAGGUGGCCUAGGAGGGCCUGCGGAGCGUGCUGAGCCGCUCUAAGCCUCCCGGCCGCUUGCCACGCCCGGCGCGCACCUGCCCUUCGAGGCGGCAGAGCCAGCAGGCGGCCGAGGCACGGCCGGGCCACGCGGCAUCCCCUAAAGCUGGAGCUCACCGUCUCUUCCUUACCUUUUAAGCGACCGCAGUCGUGCCCAGACAGCCGGCUUGGCCCAGACUCCAUUUUGGAACUUCGCAGGCUGGGGGACGAAGUAAACACAUUUAUGGAAAAACCGCGGGGUUAGGAAGUUUGCGGAAAGAGGGCGCAGCUCGUCGGUGGUUGGAAAUUCUGUCUAUCCCUCGGGAAAACCAAACGGUUCCGCAACCAACGUACACACACUUAAGGGCGGGAAAGGUGUGAAGCCCGCUGCUGGGGAGCUGCCUCCCUUUUGAUGAAAAGGAAAUGUGAAGAGCAGAAACGCUCUUCGUGUUACCACCCCUGAGACUUGGGGAGUGUGAAAGAAGAGAACGCUCCCUCCAACUCUCCCAAAUUGAGAAAAGCUGCGGGAGGAAUGAAGCAGUUGGAGAGAGGGGACCGCAGGUAUCCCGCAGCUGAGGCUCAGGACUGAGCUCUAGAAUGAAAGCACCCCUAUGGGACCCACCAGGGAAAACAUUAAAAAAAAAAAAAAAAUCUAAAUGCUUAGGCAUUCUGCUGCUUCCGUUCUGUGUGUCAAAUCUACUUUGAAGCAGUUAAGUACUGUAGGAUAUUAAACACUCGGCUCUCCGUUUCAAGCUCACUUUUUAAUCUUUGCGAACUUAAAAUGGGAAAGACAGAAAAAAAGAUCUGCGACCCCUGUUUAUGCUUUACCAAAGGAACGAAAAAUUCUCUCCACCUCGGCAUAAAUAAAAUAGGAAGAUUUUUAUCUUAAUAAAAUAUAUCUGGGAGCUUCUGCCUGAUUCCCCAAUUACUGCUUAGCCUUUUGACUGUUUUUAGCCUCUGCUUAUAUUUGUCUACUUCCCCGCACGAUGGAGAUUUUUAAAAAUUGUCCUUUGGGGAGUCUCAUCCCAAACCAUCUUUCGACGGAACACUUUUGAAUUGUACAGCCUCUUGGUUGAAGAUCUAGUUCCUCAAAGUGCGGGCUUGCCGUGGGGGUAACGCAAAUCCACUCUGGCGACUCGUCUGGGACGAAGGGCGUUUUUGCUUAGUUUUAUCACACAGAUUUCAUCUGAAAAGAAGCUGCUUAAAAUGGCUGUGUAUCAUUUCCUUCCUGUCACUCGGUCACCCCCAUUCCAGAGUGGUUGAGGUGCCUUCUGCAGGUUCACUCACACAAGACCAAACCUUUAGAAGAACUUGAAAAAUGUAUCACUGUACGUUGAAUUCGAUUAACUUUCCUGGCGACUGAACAGUGAACUCAAUUUUUGCUGGGAAUGAAGAUGUGAAUGUUUUGAAAAACUAGAAUCGCAUUUUUCUAAAUUUUAAAAAUGAUUGUUCUUCACCCAUUCCAGAUGGAUUCUUUAUUGUUUGCCAAUGGGUUGCAGAUGCCCACUCCUUUAACCAAGUUAGCUUACUGCAUAUGAAAUGAACAUUUGCUGCUUAAAGCUUAAAUAUUGGAAGAAAUUUCUCCUGGGGCAUUCCACACGUCUUUGCAAUAAUUACUAAAUUAGUCAAUUGUCACCUCUAUAAACAAAUUUCGUUUAGAAAACAGCAGGCGAAAGCAGACUACACAUGUAGUCAUAAUUGACCAAAAGUAUGUACAAAGCUGUUUAAAACCGGGGAAAGAGUGAUUUGUGUUGGAGAAUACAGUCUAGAACUGAUUGAUUUCACUCUACGAAGAAGGUAGUUGUAUUGAAUAUGUUAAGAUGUGCAAAUUAAGCCGGCGAGCGCACCAAAUAAAACAACUAAAUGUCCUUUGGGUUUCUCUGCAGGGUCUUUGAGAGGCAGAGAAGCAGUAGUUGAGUUUCUAACAGUAUGAGGAAAAGUAUGAGAAGGAAGGGGGUGGGCUUUGUGUUUUGUGUGAGUUUUGAACUGAGUCACCUACAACUGCGUCUCUGUAACAGGGAAAUCUCAAGCAAACCUGUGCCUUUAAGACUCAGUUGCUAUCCAAACACAAGUAAACAGAGUGGACCAUUAGCAGACGCCGGGCGCGAAGGCGGAGCUAGGGCGCUUAGGGCCCCGCGCGGCGGCGGGACGCCGGCCCGAAGGGGAGGCGGGGCCGCUACUAAAGCCCACGACUCCCAGCCCGGGGCAGCCUGGGGAGGGACGCGGGCGGGGACGGAGCUCGGCGCGCUUGCUGCUGGAGGGUGAUGGCCCUGCAAGGCUGCGGUCUCCAACCUCAUUCGAAGUCGGCAGCGAGAGGCUCGCCGAGGCGCGGGGUUCUGGGCGAGCGCUGAGCGCCCGCUCCAAGCACCCCGGGCCUUUACAUAGUCGGCGUUCACAGACGAAGACGUGGAUCCGCUCUCGCUUUCGCUGCUCGCGGUCCUCCAGAUCAUGUCCGCGACUCCCGCCGCUCCGCGCGGGAAAAGAAGUUUGCCAGACGUGGACUCGGUGAUCUUUCCAAGCUGUGCGCCUCGCUGCCUGGACCAGGUCUGAGCCGGGCUGCCCAAGCAGACCUUUCUCCCGGAGAGAUUUGUCUACGUGCUGUUGUCUCACUGGGUUUUUGCCGGAGCCCCAAGCCCUCCCGCCUCUGAGUCCUGGAAGAAAGGAGUAGUCCCUUCAGCUCCCCAGCAUCCCGGAAAAUGGGGAGCAAGGCCCUGCCAGCGCCCAUCCCACUCCACCCGUCGCUGCAGCUCACCAAUUACUCCUUCCUGCAGGCCGUGAACACCUUCCCGGCUGCGGUGGACCACCUGCAGGGCCUGUACGGUCUCAGCGCGGUGCAGACCAUGCACAUGAACCACUGGACGCUGGGGUAUCCCAAUGUGCACGAGAUCACCCGCUCCACCAUCACGGAGAUGGCGGCGGCGCAGGGGCUUGUGGAUGCGCGCUUCCCCUUCCCGGCCCUGCCUUUUACCACCCACCUAUUUCACCCGAAACAGGGGGCCAUUGCCCACGUCCUCCCAGCCCUGCACAAGGACCGGCCCCGUUUUGACUUUGCCAACUUGGCAGUGGCUGCCACGCAAGAGGAUCCUCCUAAGAUGGGAGACCUGACCAAGCUGAGUCCGGGGCUGGGUAGCCCCAUCUCAGGCCUCAGUAAAUUGACUCCGGACAGAAAGCCCUCUCGAGGGAGGUUGCCCUCCAAAACGAAAAAAGAGUUUAUCUGCAAGUUUUGCGGCAGACACUUUACCAAAUCCUACAAUUUGCUCAUCCAUGAGAGGACCCACACGGACGAGAGGCCGUACACGUGUGACAUCUGCCACAAGGCAUUCCGGAGGCAAGAUCACCUGCGGGAUCACAGGUAUAUCCAUUCCAAAGAAAAACCCUUCAAAUGUCAGGAGUGUGGGAAAGGAUUUUGUCAGUCCAGAACUCUAGCAGUUCACAAAACUUUACACAUGCAGGAAUCUCCACACAAAUGUCCCACAUGUGGAAGAACCUUUAAUCAGAGAAGUAAUCUGAAAACUCACCUUCUCACCCAUACAGACAUCAAGCCCUACAGCUGCGAGCAGUGCGGCAAAGUGUUCAGGCGAAACUGUGAUCUGCGGCGGCACAGCCUGACUCACACCCCGCGGCAGGACUUCUAGAGAAGCCCAGGAUCUGUCCCGUGCCGCCGCUGCUCCCCUCCCCAGACACCUCUCCACGUCUCCUACCAGGGGGGUCGCACCCCUAGCCCUUCACUGACCCCAGCUCUUCCCUUGCUGCAGCCGCACCUGCAGCUCCAGGGAGAUAACUCUUCUUCUGGGGGACUGAGAACUGUAGAAAGCCACACACUACAUCCUUUCACAAAGAGUAUAUGCUAGUUUCUUGUAGAUAUUCACAGCUCAUUUUAGAGCUCUGUACAUAAUGUUGUGGGCCUUUGUUUUGUUGUUUUGUUUGUUUUUGUAUCUUGUCGGAUGCACCUAGAUAUGGAAAAUGGAAGCCAAAUUUUAUCUUUAAAGACUGUAUUUCCAAAAUAAAAGUUUUUCUUGUUUGUUUCAACA